AAUAUUAUUUGCAUGUUUCCUGUCACUAAGUGAACAAGUACCUGUACUGACUUUUUUUCAUCAAUGCAUACUGGCUGUAACAGACAGAAAAGUAAAACUCUUCAGCCUUUGAUAAAAAGCUAAACUUGGCACCAGGCAAUACACAAAGAAAUGUCAGGCUAGCGGAGCAGGCUUCCUGAAACCGAUAGCAGUUGUAGAGAUAAUAUGAGCAGCAGGCAGCUUUCCUGUGAUACACAGUGGAGAGAGAGAGAGAGAGCAUGCUUCCACCGCCUGGCUCCAUGGGCGGCUGCCGCAGAUAACACGCUGGCAAGCACAGACACACAGAAGCAACAAAUGUAAAGAACUAGCCAUGCAGCAAUCCAUAAGUCACCAGUGUGAGCUAAAGGAAUACUGUUUUCUCCUCCAUUUUACAGCUUAACAUGGGAUGAGUAGCAAGACACAAUGGUAAUGCCAGCAUCUCGAUAAUGCUAACAGAGCAGUUAGCAGACCACCAAGACCUUAUCGAGAGCCUUGACACUGAACCCAUCUUCGACUACCUCCUGCAGCAUGGCGUGCUCACCACACACGUCAUCAACGACAUCUGCAAGGAGCAGUGUCAGCUGCAGCGCAACACGACGUUACUCAAACACGUGGAGGACAGUGGCCACAAUGCUGUGGCUCUCUUCAUCAACGCUCUGCGGCAGUCCGGCCAGCUCCACCUUGCCAGCUCGCUCGAUGUCUCACAGAGAAUCAAACCAAUAUAUGGCACAGGUUACUGGGAGAAAAGACGGCAUAAAGGGCAGGUUGUGGUUCAGAUAACAGUAUCAGCGGUCAAAGUCCUGGUACCGAGAGACGAAGGUGUGUCUGUUGAGAGAGUUAAAAAACGCGAAUUCAUCGAGGUGAAGAUGACGCCACGACGACUCCACAAGUCCUAUGACAACAUGUUAAUGAUCGAAACCGAAGAAGUGAACUCGACACGACCAAUACGUAUCACAAGCUACUCACGCACAGAGGAGGGGGAGGAUCCAGAGGAGGAGGAGGGUAACCCUCGCAGAGCAUGCUGGUGCAUGUGCUUUCCAUUUCGUAAAAAAAGUAAAUCAAAACAAUAUGCAACUAAAAAGGAGAAAAAUUCCAAAACUAAACCCAAACCUGAUUCUCCAUCAAAAUGGUUAGAAUCACCAAGCAAAGAGAAAACAGUUAGUACAUCACCUGGGAGAAAGCACUACCCUGAAACAGGUCGGGGCAAGAAAAAUGUUAACUCUGCAAAUAAAGGAAAUUUAGAACUCAAUGGAAAUUCAGACAAUACCAAAAAUGGUGGGAGCAGUUCUAAAAUGGAUGCUUCUCUGGUGCGAUACAAGAAUCACAGAAAUGAGUAUCCAGGCUCUACAAAGCUGGACCAAGACAACAAAGAAAAUACUGACUCCGUAAUCAUGAAGUACAAUAUUGACUUGGAGCUGGUUGAAAUGAAGAGAUACUCACAGAUACUUGGUGACAAACUUUCCAUAAAUGGUUCAACAAUGACAAACUCACUGGUUGAAAAAUGGAAGUCCAAUGGCAAAAAGUAUGAGGAAAAGUCAACCGAAUUUUAUAAACUCUUCGACAAGCAUCUAAAAACGGAUGUGGUGAAAUAUUUUGAACAGGAGCGAGGAACGCUCAUUCUACAGAUAUUCAGUGACAAGAACAUUUCCAUCUUCAAUAUCUGCAUGACGAAGGACCAUGUUGCUAGGAUACGUGAACACUAUCAAAGUGGAACUCUCCAGAAGAAGAUGGAAACAUUACUGUUAUCUGGAGGAACUGUUGAGAAGCUGGGCAUUCUGGGUAUUACAUUUAACAUAUGUAUUGAAGACGACCAGUUUGAAAAAGCUCUCCAAGAGCUUUAAGUGAACUCUCUAACUGACGUAGUUAGUGUUGUAGCAGUCAUGUAUAAAUACUUUGUGAUACUGAUAAUUAAGCAUAAUGGUGGGUAUGCUGUAGUAUGAGUGUCAUAUAUGUUAACAUAAAGGAGUAUUUUGAUCAAUAUAUUUAGGUGGACCAUAUUUUUAAAUGAUCUAUUUAGUUUUGGAAAAAUUUUCUUUGUAAAUAUUGUACAUACAUUAUUUAUCAUAUUCCUAAUAGGUAAUGUGCAAUAUUAAAUUUUUAAAAAUAUUAUAUUAUAAAGUGUGGAUGAUAGUAGGCCUAAUACAUUCGAUCACACAAUACUUGUAAACAAAUAUGUUUAUUAAACAUGAAAUAAAAUUGGACAUUUUAUUGGCCUAUUAUGAUGACCUAUUACUCUAUAUAAACAUACAGUGUUCUAGCUAGGAUUUUGACAGGGCAGGGCACUAAUUUAAUUGUAGGGCAUUUUUAAUGCGAAAAUCAUACCACAUUACUGCUGUCGGCUUUCACACCUGUGACCAAAUAAUAUAUUGUCAAAUGCUUUUUAGUUGGGAAUUUAGACUCGUAACAACACUGUACACACUUUGAGAGGAAAGCAAUAUUUUGUAUUUUGUGUUUGACAAUGAAUUAGGGCAGGGCGGCGAUAAUCAGGGGUGGUGCGGCAACAAACACGGCAAGGCGGCACAAAACGGGGGCUAGCUAGAACACUGAACAUAGAUAUAAUUAUAUAAGUACAUGAACAAAAUUGCCUUUUAUCUAAAGAUGGAUAUUAUUAUUAUAUAAACAUAUAAAAUUAGAAUGAAACUAUGAAAUUGAUUGCAGCUGACACAGCUUGAUAAUAUGAUUACACUUGGCUGUUGUAAACACACCUGAGAGGUGUAAUGAUAUAUGAGGGUUAUAGACUGUUUCAAAGUCUCUACUUUUGUAUCAAAAGAUACCAUUUUCAAUUACCUGUUGUUUGUAUAUGGCAUUAGGUCGUCAUAAUGUUAAUUAACUUUUCAGACUUUCAUUGAUGGGAUUUCCAUCAAUCAAAUACAUGUAUGUAAUAAGAAAGAAAAAGCUGGGAAUAAUUUUGGUUAGGAUUUUAAUACUAUCAAGACUAUGAAACCAAGUCUAGAAAUGGGGCAAAAUGGAAAAUGAAACUAUUCUAAUAUUUAAUACUUUAAUAUUUAUAAUGUAUUGACAUUUACAGAGAAAACAUAAUAUAAUCCUAUAGUGCUCCACACUGCUGUUUUCAGUUUGGCAAUAUGGGAUUCAACAUUUUACACAAACAAUUCACACAGUGCAGGACAUAUCAUGGGGUAUACAGGUCACUAUCACAAACAAUCCACGCAGGGCAUAUCAUGGGCUAUACAGGUCACUAUCACAAACAAUCCACACAGGGUGGGACAUAUCAUGGGCUAUACAGAAUCCACUAUCACAAACAAUCCACACAGGGCAGGACAUAUCAUGGGCUAUACAGGUCACUAUCACAAACAAUCCACACAGGGUGGGACAUAUCAUGGGCUAUACAGGUCACUAUCACAAACAAUCCACACAGGGCGGGACACAUCAUGGGCUAUACAGGUCACUAUCACAAACAAUCCAUGCAGGGCAUAUUAUGGGUAUACAGGUCACUAUCACAAACAAUCCACACAGGGUGGGACAUAUCAUGGGCUAUACAGGUCACUAUUACAAACAAUCCACACAGGGCAGGACACAUCAUGGGCUAUACAGGUCACUAUCACAAACAAUCCACGCAGGGCAUAUCAUGGGCUAUACAGGUCACUAUCACAAACAAUCCACACAGGGCGGGACACAUGGCUAUACAGGUCACUAUCACAAACAAUCCACACAGGGCAGGGCAUAUCAUGGGCUAUACAGGUCACUAUCACAAACAAUCCACACACGGCAGGGCAUAUCAUGGGCUAUACAGGUCACUAUCACAAACAAUCCACACAGGGCAGAUACAGGUCACUAAUAUACAUGAAUAGUUCACAUCUGCAAGAUGACUGAGCAUGGUACUGACAUAUUUUGUUAUUUUAUUUUAAAAUAUUUCUACAUGUCAUAGUACUAUGCAAAAGUGUUACUACGCAUAUUUUGCUUUAAAAAGACAACAAAGCUUUCUGAAUUUUAUAAUUAUAUCUCCAUGAAGACAAACAUUUACAUGUAAAUGGUGGUCUUUUUGGAUGGGUUGUUUUAUGCUUUAAAUACUUGAAUAGGAUUGUCUUAAAAGGAAAAACAAGAAAGAAAAUAUUUAUAGAUGAUUUUGUAUCCUGAAACCCAAAUAGCCCCGACAUUGUUCAGCUCAUACUAGGAUUAAAUCACUUGGGAUUAGGAUAUAUACUAAAAGGCAAAAGUUAUUGUGACACACAAAAGACAAAGAUAAUUGAUGAUCAGUUUUUACUGCCGUGUAUGAAACAUUAUAACAUGGAAAGAGAAAUGUCCGAAGGUAUAGAAA
Gigantopelta aegis is the source of this 4294-nucleotide messenger RNA. RefSeq lists its product as uncharacterized. Bases 465 to 1859 code for a protein of 464 amino acids. The transcript is spliced from 4 exons. NCBI's taxonomy places the organism in Eukaryota, Metazoa, Mollusca, Gastropoda, Neomphalida, Peltospiridae. Gene Ontology annotation, biological process: regulation of apoptotic process. The record is from RefSeq and is a predicted model, not a curated record.